UCCGUGGUUAAUGUAGUUCUGUCACCGGUUAAUACGGUUGACGACACUAAGAAAGCUUAUGCACUUAAUUUAUAACAUUUGUAUUUAUUUUUGAAACUGAAAAUGUUUAAAAGAAGAUUGAAAGCUCUCGGUUACGUGGAAUGGGACAAGGUUAAUGUGAAUGAUUCUCAACACUUUCGUAAAGUAGUAAUCUGGUUGGAAGAUCAAAAAAUACGUCAGUACUCCAUAGAGGAUCGAAAAGAAUUACGAAAUUUGAAAAAUGAAAGCUGGCCUAAAGUUUUUGCUAAAUACUGCGAAGAUGUUAAAUGUCCAGUUUUGAAUAAACCAUUAGAUCAGCUGGAGUGGCUGCUUGGACAUGCCAUCUGGUUAGAAGCAGAACAUAAUACUGAAGAGUAUUCGCAAAAUGUGAAAGAAAUGAAACUUAAAAUGAAACAGGAAGCAAAGGUGCCUCAGCUUAGAUCAAAGAAUCCACUUGACAAUCUAGACUUUUACAGCACUGAAUUUAAAACUGGAACAUAUUCACUGGCAAAGUUACUUCGAAUUCCACACCAUCCAAAUCAUUUGAUUACGUUAAAAGCCUGUAGUAAACUAGUGCAAAGGAGAUUAAAUUCUGAGUGUUUACGGAAUCCAAAUUCCAAAAUUAUUCGUGGUAAACCAUUUCCUAUAAUGGACAUUGCUGCUGGUUUCCAACUGAACAAACCCGCGUUAGAGAAUGCGGCUAAAAUUCUUGCCCUUCUUUACAUUCAAGACAUUAGAAAUCUUCAAACAAAGAUUAAUGAGGCAAUCGUCCGUGUACAAAGUAUCACAGCUAAUCCUAAAACAGAUACCAAGUUAGGAAAAGUUGGAAAAUAAGUAUACGAUUGCUAUAUACUGUGUUCUCAGAAUUGAUUUUUUAUAAAUAUAUAGGAUAUUAAAGUCUCAGAAAUACGAAGUAUAGUGAAGUAAUACAUGAUUUUCUGAGUCUCGGAUUCAUGCAUCUUAUCAAGAUGUUCUAUAAAUUGUAAUAAUUUAUUAAUUCAUUUAUUCGUUAAUGAAAAUUUGUAAAUAAUUUAGAAAUAUAUAUAUUAUUUAAGCAAUUCUUGAAUAUUUUAAUAUUCAAUUGAAGCAAUUAUUCAAAGAAUAUCGGAAAACCGAAAAAAUGUAGUUGUGUAUUUUUCAAUGUUUAGUAUUUACAAUAAAGUGUAACAAAGAUAAAACUUUUAGGAUUUUUUUAUGUUUAGCCAACCUGUUAAUUAAGUUCACAUUUAUUCUGAUUAGAUAAAAAGUAAUGCUUUA
Molecule: messenger RNA, 1275 nt
Organism: Megachile rotundata (alfalfa leafcutting bee)
Lineage: Eukaryota; Metazoa; Arthropoda; Insecta; Hymenoptera; Megachilidae
Product: RNA transcription, translation and transport factor protein
Source: RefSeq, a predicted model, not a curated record